Lodderomyces orthopsilosis Co 90-125 is the source of this 1428-nucleotide messenger RNA. RefSeq names its product Emp46p (gene EMP46). Gene Ontology annotation, molecular function: D-mannose binding. The transcript has a single exon. Gene Ontology annotation, biological process: endoplasmic reticulum to Golgi vesicle-mediated transport; endoplasmic reticulum organization; Golgi organization. Gene Ontology annotation, cellular component: COPII-coated ER to Golgi transport vesicle; endoplasmic reticulum-Golgi intermediate compartment; Golgi membrane. Lineage: Eukaryota; Fungi; Ascomycota; Pichiomycetes; Serinales; Debaryomycetaceae. Bases 1 to 1428 code for a protein of 475 amino acids. The record is from RefSeq and is a predicted model, not a curated record.
AUGCAUUUGUUUAAAACUGUGCUAUUAAAUGCAAUUUCUGUUGCCGCUAUAGUACCGAAUGUUAAUAUUCGUCAACAGAACAAUCGAGAUCUUGAAUCAAAUCUCGAGUCAAUAUCAUUGCCCAAUUUAUUGACACUCGAAAGUAUAUCACAAAUAUCCAACUAUGAGACCAACGGUAUCACAUUUGACCAAGGAAGACUAUUGAUGAAACAGCAGGGCCUACUCUGGUCAAAGUCCUUCAUCCCUUCGAAGGAGUUCACUGCUGAAAUUGUCUUCAGAUCAUCAGGUAAAUCACAAGAUAUUCAAUUUUUGGAUAAUGGAUUGAAUGUAUGGCUUUUGGACGAUAGGAAAAGUCAAGGCUUGGACGCAUAUGAUGGGUUCAAAUUUGCAAUCAACAAUGUGGAUACACAAGGAUUGAAGAUUUUCAACAACGACGGAGCCAAGAAUGCUGAAAAUGGAAUUGAUGUCAGCAUUGGCGAUUGUCAAUUUAGAUAUUUGGAGAGUGACGUUCCAUUCACAUUGAGAAUAUCAUACAGUGAUAACUGGUUUAAAGUACAGGUUGACAAUAACCUAUGUUUCAAAACUGACAAAAUCAAAUUUCCUCAGAAUCAAAAUUUCAAAUUGGGUAUCACCAGUAAUACAAACCCUCAGUCUCAAGAGACUUUUGAAAUUUUGGCUAUCAAAGUAUGGAACAAAUUAACUGGGGAUGCAGUUGAUGAUCAUGGAUUAAUGGUUGAUGGUGAAUUGAAAGUGGAUGUUAAGAAAAUUGUUGAUGAAUCGCAAUUGAAUCAAGAUGAUCACCACGUAAAACCAAAGGUGCUUAGAGAAUCCUUAAUGGAAAGAGCUAGAAAGCAUAGAGAAGAGAUGGAAAGGUCACAACAACAAGAUAAAUCAGAUCAGGCAAGUCAAAGUCACGAUUUGCUGUUGGUUCUCAACAAACUAAACCAUUUGGAGUAUUUAGUCAAUGACUUACCAAAAAAUUUUAACCCGUCUUCUUCAGGAAGUCAAAACGACCAAGUUAAUAUAUUGUCUCAGUCUCGGAAUGAUAUAAAUAGUGCUAUCAAAGAAACACGUGACACAAUCAAUGAUUUGAAAGAGACGUUUGUUCAGCAAUACGCCCAAUUACUUCAAGCUGUAUCAGACCUUAAUCAUAAAGUUAUUGGUGAAGUUAGGGAGCAACAUUACAGCACGGAAGAAAUUGGCAAAAAAGUAGAUUUGUUAAUGAAUGAACAUAAGGAAGUCAAACAUCAAUACCAAAAACAAAAUGAACAGUUGGGUCAAAAAUCAUCACAUGUUGUUUCUCCAUCAGAUUCGACAUUUGAUAAAUUGAUUAGAUGGAUAUUUAUCCCCUUGAUGAUAGUAUUGCUUGCGUUGGUUGUGUUUGUUUAUCGUCUCAGACAUGACAUCAAGCAUUCGAAACUUUUAUAG